Messenger RNA from Gryllus bimaculatus (two-spotted cricket), 3626 nucleotides. The record is from the annotation of a GenBank genome assembly. Lineage: Eukaryota; Metazoa; Arthropoda; Insecta; Orthoptera; Gryllidae.
UACAUUCACCAUGCCUCUUAACACAGGAGUCAUAUUCUUCACUGUUCUUCUUACAGACUAUUAUGAAGACAGACACUGCUCACAGGCGUGAAGGCCUGUCAUCACUAUGGAAUAUAUCACGGCAUUUUGUGUCUUUCUCAGUCGUGCCGCUAGAUGUCGCAUGAUCGCCAACCGAUAUGCUGUCUGGAGUGUGCUACACUAUAACAAAAUACUCUUUGGUGCCGACCCUGUAAAAUACUCUCUGUUUGCACUAUAGUAUAGUGACUAUACUCACUGUAUACCUCCUCACGUGUGACUCCUGUUUCUACGGUCUGUCUUUGUACCGAUUUAGAACAUGAAGAUUUCAAUGCAAUUAUUUUCCUUUGUAAGGAACAUAAAUUAGAUAUAACUCGAUGAAAGUUGAAAAGAACAAAUAAAGUGUUCACAAAAGCAUUAAAUUUACAAUGGGUGAAGUACGUGAUCGAAGGCUCGGAGAACCGGUGAAAUCCUUGGAAGAAAAAUGGAAAUUGGUACCAGCAUUCUUGAAAACAAAGGGUUUGGUGAAACAACAUAUUGAUUCUUACAAUUACUUUAUAAAUGUGGAAAUUAAGUCAAUUGUUGAAGCCAAUGACAAGGUACUCAGUGAUGCAGAUCCAAUAUUUUGCUUAAGGUAUUUAAAUAUAAAAGUUGGCAAGCCAGAUGUAGAGGAAGGUUUUAACAUGUCAAAGAAUGUGACACCUCAUGAAUGUCGCUUAAGGGACUUGACUUACUCAGCUCCUAUUACUGUUGAUAUUGAGUAUACUAGAGGAAAUCAGAAAGUUAUCAGAAAUGAUCUACUUAUUGGAAGAAUGCCUAUUAUGCUUCGAAGUUCCAAUUGUGUAUUGACUGGGAGAAGUUUCUCUGAAUUGGCGAAAAUGAAUGAAUGUCCUCAUGACCCAGGUGGUUACUUCGUAGUAAAAGGUCAAGAAAAGAUGAGCCGAAAUAGGAUAAUUGUUGAAGAAGAUAGUAAAGGAAAUAUACAGUGUCAAGUUACUAGCAGCACUCAAGAAAAAAAGUCUCGAACAAAUGUUGUUGUUAAGAAUGGAAAAUUCUACUUGAGGCACAACACUCUUACAGAUGAAAUUUUUCAAAUGGUGGGUGUAGAACAAACUGUAGUUGAAAAAUUUCUGGCUUCUGUUGAAGAAUGCCACAGACUGAACAUAUUUACACCUAACCAAGCUCUCAGCUACAUUGGAUCUAAAACAAAACAAAAGAAGUUUGGAGGAGGAGAAAAAAAGACACCUGUUGAUGAAGCAAGAGAUCUACUUGCCACCACUGUAUUAGCUCAUGUUCCUGUGGAAAAAUUCAACUUCAAAGUAAAAGUAACUUAUUUGGCAUUAAUGAUACGCCGCACAAUCCAAGCUCAAAUUAAUGGCAAAAUUAUUGAUGAUCGUGAUUAUUAUGGAAAUAAACGCUUGGAACUUGCCGGUUCACUUCUUAGUCUUAUGUUUGAAGAUCUAUUUAAGAGAUUUAAUUGGGAGCUGAAGAUUAUUGCGGACAAGAACAUUCCGAAAGUUAAAGCAGCACAAUUUGACAUUGUGAAGCAUAUGCGUCAAGACCUCAUAACAAAUGGAUUGGUGAAUGCAAUAUCUACAGGGAAUUGGACAAUAAAAAGGUUUAAAAUGGAAAGACAGGGUGUGACUCAAGUGCUUUCUCGUUUAUCUUACAUUUCUGCAUUGGGAAUGAUGACUAGAGUUAAUUCCCAAUUUGAGAAAACAAGAAAGGUAUCUGGCCCAAGGUCACUUCAACCAUCACAGUGGGGAAUGAUGUGUCCUUCUGAUACCCCUGAAGGAGAGGCGUGUGGCUUGGUAAAGAAUUUGGCCCUUAUGACUCACAUAACAACAGAGGUAAAAGAACCUGCAAUUGCUCAAUUAGCAUACAAUGCAGGAGUUGAAGAUAUUGCAUUACUUGGAGGAGAAGAAAUAUCCAGUCCAGAUACAUAUCUUGUAUUCCUUAAUGGUAAUAUUCUGGGAGUCAUCCGAGAAUAUAAACGCCUUCUUUGGGUGAUUCGUACAAUGAGAAGGCGGGGCUUAAUUAAUGGCUUUAUAUCAAUCUACCCCAAUCAUAUUCACAGAUGUAUUUAUAUUAGUUCUGAUGGAGGUCGCCUUUGCAGACCUUACAUUAUAGUGGAAAACGGGCGACCUCUUGUUACCCAGAAACAUAUUAAUCAACUGAUUAAGGGGGUGAGAAGUUUUGAAGAUUUUCUUUGUGAAGGGUUGAUUGAGUACUUAGAUGUGAAUGAAGAAAAUGACAGCUACAUAGCCGUGUCGGAAAGCAAUAUUGAAGAAAAAUAUACCACUCAUCUGGAGAUAGAACCCUUUACUCUUUUGGGAGUAUGUGCUGGUUUGGUUCCGUACCCUCAUCGCAAUCAAAGCCCUCGAAACACUUAUCAGUGUGCUAUGGGCAAACAAGCUAUGGGCACAAUUGGAUAUAACCAACGUAAUCGUAUAGAUACACUAAUGUAUAACAUUGUGUACCCUCAAAUACCUAUGGUGAAGACUCGAACAAUUGAACUGAUUAACUUUGAUAAGUUACCAGCUGGACAGAAUGCAACAAUUGCUGUAAUGAGUUACAGUUAUGGUCGCUGUUUGGUGUAUCGAAAUGCCAAAUGUACAUUAAAACGUUAUGCCAACAGAUCCUUUGAUAGAAUUUUAGGUCCACUUAUGGAUGCUGCAACAGGAAAAAUUAUAUUCAAACAUGAUAUUUUAGAUAAAGAUGGCAUUUGUUCACCUGGAGAGAAGGUUGAAAACAGACAGGUUCUUGUAAACAAAUCAAUGCCAUCAUUGACUCAAAAUCCUGUGAAUAACAUGGAAUCACAACCUGAAUAUAUAGAAGUGCCAGUACAGUAUAAAGGACCAGUACCAUCAUACAUUGAAAGAGUUAUGAUAUCGUCAGAUAGUGAAAAUUCAAAUUUGAUCAAAAUACUUCUGAGACAAACGAGACGUCCUGAAAUAGGUGACAAAUUCAGUAGUCGCCAUGGACAAAAAGGUGUUACUGAUAUGAUUAUGAAUCCCCAUGGUUUUCCAUCAAGAAUGACUGUCGGAAAACUAUUGGAGCUACUUGCUGGAAAAGCAGGAGUUUUGGAUGGAAAAUUUCAUUAUGGAACAGCAUUUGGUGGUUCUCGAGUUGAAGAAGUUUGUGAUGAGCUUAUUAAACAUGGCUACAAUUACCAAGGCAAAGAUUAUUUCUAUUCUGGAACCACAGGAGAGUCAUAUUUGGCAUACAUUUAUUCUGGACCAGUAUAUUACCAGAAGUUGAAACACAUGGUUCAAGAUAAAAUGCAUGCUAGAUCUCGUGGACCAAGAGCUGUUCUAACUCGACAGCCAACUGAAGGGCGGAGUCGAGAAGGAGGGUUACGUUUGGGAGAAAUGGAACGUGAUUGUCUUAUUGGCUAUGGAGCAAGGUGUCACAGUUGUCAGUCCAGUGCAGCGGUAUCAUCUAUAGAAAUACCAUAUGCAUGCAAGCUUCUUUUCCAAGAAUUGCAGAGCAUGAACAUUGUUCCACGUUUGACCUUAAAGAACUACUGUGAUUAACAUAAGUAAAUAUGAAUGUAAUUACAUUGUUAAUAUGUAUAUAAGUUAAUUAUAUUUGUUUUUGAAGAAAGAUCA